Lates calcarifer (barramundi perch) is the source of this 3372-nucleotide messenger RNA. RefSeq names its product transcriptional activator protein Pur-beta. The record is from RefSeq and is a predicted model, not a curated record. The coding region runs from base 48 to 959 and encodes 303 amino acids. Gene Ontology annotation, molecular function: DNA-binding transcription factor activity, RNA polymerase II-specific; purine-rich negative regulatory element binding; RNA polymerase II transcription regulatory region sequence-specific DNA binding. Gene Ontology annotation, cellular component: nucleus. The transcript has a single exon. Lineage: Eukaryota; Metazoa; Chordata; Actinopteri; Centropomidae. Gene Ontology annotation, biological process: regulation of transcription by RNA polymerase II.
GGGUGGGGGUCAAAGAUACGCAGAGAAACGGGCUGCUGGUGGCGAAGAUGGCGGAUGGGGACAGUGGCAGUGAGCGCGGUGGCAGCGGCGGAGGGGGAGGAGGCGGCGGGUUCCAGCAUUAUCAGCGGGAACCGGAGACCCAGGAGCUGGCCUCGAAGCGGUUGGACAUUCAGAACAAACGCUUCUACCUUGAUGUAAAGCAGAACGCCAAAGGCCGGUUCAUCAAAAUCGCCGAGGUCGGCGCCGGGGGCUCAAAAAGUCGACUGACCCUCUCUAUGUCAGUUGCGGCAGAGUUCCGCGACUACCUGGGGGAUUUCAUAGAGCACUACGCCCAGCUUGGGCCUAGCACCCCGGAGCAGAUCGCUCAAUCGUCCGGUGGGGAUGACACCGGGCCUAGACGGGCCUUGAAGAGCGAGUUCCUGGUGCGUGAGAACCGAAAAUACUACCUCGACCUUAAGGAGAACCAGCGGGGUCGGUUUCUCCGGAUCCGACAGACCGUCAACCGAGGCCCCGGUUUCGGAGUCGGAGUAGGUGGCAUCCCCGGAGCUGGCCUGCAGGCCGGACAAACCAUCGCACUCCCGGCCCAGGGCUUAAUAGAGUUCCGCGACGCCUUGGCCAAGUUGAUAGACGACUACGGGGGAGAUGAAGAGGAGCUGGCUGGCGGCGGAGGAGCCGGGGGCUACAGCGAGCUCCCGGAGGGCACCUCGAUCAUGGUGGACUCCAAGCGGUUCUUCUUUGACGUGGGAUCCAACAAGUACGGAGUUUUCUUACGGGUGAGCGAAGUGAAGCCCAGUUAUAGAAACUCUAUAACAAUCCCCUUCAAGGCGUGGAGCAAGUUCGGGGGAGCGUUCAGCCGCUACGCCGAGGAAAUGAAAGAGAUCCAGGAGCGGCACCGGGAUAAGAUGUACGAGAGGAGAGCCGGAGAGGAGUCGGAGGGCGACGACGUGGACGACGAUUGAUGGAGAGGUGGCUACUUGUGAUGAAGCUGACAACAUGAUGCAAAGUCUGGAGAUAAACAGAGAAAGAGAGAGGGAGAGAGGAACGACUAUUCUGUGCAUGACGAAUCGAACUUUAAAAUGCUAAAACAACGGAGUAAAAUAAAAAGUAUAUUUGACUGAGAAAUUAACUGUCUAUAUAAGAGAAUCAUGUCCUAAAGUUUAGGUGGAUGUUAUAGCUAAAUGAGUGCGGACUGCAGUAGUCAGCUCCUGUAUGAGAUUCCCCAUUGAUAAAAAUAUAUAAAUAUAUAUCUAUCUAUAUAUAUCUAUAUAUAUAUUGAUUGUCCAUUUGAUAACCUCACACAUGUAGCCCAGCAAAUUAAGUUUAACAGUGCUCAAGACGCAGCAGUAGGUUACCAGUCUCCCUUCUUGGUUGAUAUCCAAUGGUAAGAGCUCACCUGGCGCUGACCUGUAGUCUGUGUGAUGAUAAUAAGGAAGUGUGAAACGUGUGACAUACUCAAACCAGCAGGUGCGGGGUGGGAUUGGGGGAGAUGGAGCGCCUGCAUCGCUCACCAUGGCUGUGUGUGUGUGUGUGUGUGUGUGUGUGUGUGUGUGUGUGGGGUUUUUUUUUUUUUUUUUUUUUUUGGGUCAAAAAAAAGAAAAAAAAAGUGACCUGUAACGAACGGCUUGCCCAGACAGACCCACAACCCCCCACCCCCCGAGCCACGGCCUCAGCUAUACGUGGGGGGCAUUCUUGGCAUCGCAGGACAUCCUCUCUGGCCCAGUGAGGUCCCCGUUAAGGUGAUCUGUUACAAGCACAUGACUCAUUUGGAUUCCCCCGGACAAUCCAAAUGAGUCCAAAUGACCUCCCCUUCCUCCUUCAACCCUCUCCUCCUCCCUCUCUCCCUCCUGGGCAUCCCUCAGGUGCUGACCUCCUGCUCCAAUAGCUGAAGUGUGGCGAGGCCUGCUCACACGAGGCUAGCUGUGUCUCUCAGGGCUGGCAAGUCCCAUCUGUAUUUCUUGGUGGGGUGGUGGUCUAUCAGCAUUACCAGUGCCUGUGCAUCAUCCUCAAGAGGUUCUAGGUGCAGAUCUGGUCAGCCAGUUGCUGCGGUUGAGACGUCUGUGGCAACUGAUGAUGUCUCAUACAACGCAGGGCCGCAUUUGACCCCUGUGACCUUUUGGCGAAAGGGGAUGCAGUGAGCUCAGGCCUCUAGCACUGGUCACGAUUUUUCAAGUUAAAGCUUAAUAUUGCCGGGCUUGAGCUACAGUCUCAAGGGAACUGACCUUGUUGACUUAUUUAGGGUGCGCCAUUUGGAUCCUUUAAUCUUGAACUCAGACCAUUAAUGACUGAAUAUUCAGUCUGAUUGUAAGAAAAAUUAGGUGCUUUUGGAAAACAAAAACCCACAGUGGGGUGCUGUACCUAAAGAAAAAAAAAAGAAAAAAAAUAUAUACUGGAAGAGAUUUACUUACUAAAAAGAUCAAGUAUAGAUAGAAUUAUUUUUCAAAAGAGAUAUAUUGAAAUAUGUCUUAGAAAUAUGAGACAUUUAUUAGAUAAUGCUGCCUAAAGUGGCUUAUUUAAAACACUAAACUUGGAUGCAACUGUCCAGGGUGAUAUUUCAUACCUGCUUUUUUUCCUAACAUUUCUUUUAUUCCUUAGAGGAAAUAAAAAAAAAGAGUACAACAAAUUGAUAACACAGUAUAUUAUAGCAAUUUCUAGAAACAACUUCAUUGAAGUAGUUUGUCAGCAAACACUCAGCACUCCAGUUCACUUUACAGAGCAUCGAGUUGUCCCCUCGUUUCACUCCACCCAUUUUACCAUGUUCUGUCAUAAAUUGGCUUUCCAUCAGUUGCCAUACGACGCAAACACAAACACCUGCAAUCAUCGACGUUUUGUCUUUUAGUGCUCCUUUUUAAAAUAUGAUCAUUUUUUUGCAUGCCUGCUCUGACGCGGAGCUGCCUUGUGUUCUUUUCUUUUGCAUACUCUGAUUGCUGUAUGAUGGUAUUUAUCCAUUUUUUGAGAGCGGUUUCAAGUUUUAUUUCUAUAUUGCAAUGGAAAAAAAAAGUUUAAAAGUUUACUUCUCAGCCUAAUAAUAAAAAAUAAAAAAAAGCCACAAAGUUCCCACGCUUUGGGGAACGUCACUUUCAUUGUCCCACUUCCUUUGGUGUGUAAACCUCUCGUUGAAUUUUACUUUACCCACUUCAACAACACAGCAGAGAAAUGCCAUAUGAAAAAAAAAAAACAUCUGGGAGCAAUAGUUUUUUCUUUUCUAUUGAUAUAAAUAUACUAUAUAUAAUAUUACACAUGAGAUUGAACUACAUCCUUCUUCCUGUACUGUGUUACGUGAAAUGGCAGCUGUUUCAGUCAUGUGUGUUCUGCUGUAAUAUUCUACCAAGUUCCUUUCAACGAGAAAUAAAAAAAGGUUUUUGCUCAGGAGAA